CGCGAGGUUUCAUGGUUCACGUGGCCGCUGCAGCUGUUUCCGGUUUCUAACCGAUUUCUCGUCCCGAGGAAACAUGGCGGCGGCCGGUGGAGGGGGAGGAAGGAGCAGCGAAUGGGGCGCGUUCGAGCCCAGCAGCUCAGCAGUGAUUGACAUGGAGAACAUGGACGAUACAUCUGGCUCAAGUUUUGAGGAUAUGGGAGAGAUGCAUCAGCAACUGAAAGAGGAAGAUGAUAUUGGUGAGGAGCCUGUGGCUACAGAGGAAGAUGAUGGAGCCUUCCUUGGUGUGAAGGGGCUAAAAGGGCAGUUGGGUCGAGAUGUAGCAGAUCAGGUGUGGCAGGCAGGCAAGAGGCAGGCAUCAAAAGCUUUCAAUCUGUACGGUAACAUUGAUAUUCUCAGACCCUACUUUGAUGUUGAGCCUAUCCAAGUCAGGAACAGGUUGGUGGAGUCUCUCAUUCCAGUCCGAAUGAUCAAUUUCCCUCAGAAAGUUGCAGGAGAGCUGUAUGGCCCCUUGAUGCUGGUUUUCACACUGGUGGCCAUUCUUCUUCAUGGGAUGAAAACAUCUGGGACAGUAAUUAGAGAGGGCACGCUGAUGGGCACUGCAAUUGGAACUUGCUUUGGUUAUUGGCUUGGCGUCUCCUCCUUUGUCUACUUCCUGGGCUAUUUGUGCAAUGCCCAGAUUACAAUGCUGCAGAUGCUGUCAUUGCUGGGUUAUGGUCUGUUUGGACCCUGCAUUGUGUUGCUCGUCACCUACAAUGUUCAUCUCCAUUCCCUUUUCUAUCUGUUAUGGCUCAUCAUUGGAGGACUGUCCACACUUAGGAUGGUCGCAGUGAUGCUCUCCCGUACAAUCGGACAAACUCAGCGGCUCGCUGUCUGUGGGAUGCUUGCUGCCCUGCACAUGGUCUUCCUGCUGUACUUGCACUUUGCUUACCAUAGGAUUGUAGAAGGUAUCCUAGAUACCUUGGAAGGACCCAAUGCUGGGCCGGUGAGAUUUCCUCGGGACAUCCCAGAAGUUUCCGUCACUUUGCUGAACAGCACAGUGAAGUCGUUUGGAACCAGGCUGCAGAUGCGUUGACUCCGAUUUAUUUUUGAUUCUUUCUUCCUUGCCUCAAUUCUCCACGGAAACAUUGCGUGUGGACCAGGCUGGGUGUAGUGUAUCACAGGGAAAAGUUUGUACUCUCCUGAACGCUGCUUUAACAGCAGUUUGUAGUUUAGAUAAACUAUUUCAUUGUGGUGGUGUGGGCAGUGGGGUGGCUGUCAGUUGCACUCCAGCAUCUUAACUGAUCAACACAAUCUGUACAUAAUUGAGCUGUACUUUUUAAAGUUAUAUAUUAUAUAUAUAUAUGUAUAUGUGUGUUGUGUGUAUGUUUAAGACCUGAUUGUAUUUGUGUUUUCUCAUUGCUUGCACGGGUUGCUAUACAGUUCAUGACUGACUGUAAAUCACAUUCUGCACCUUUUUUAUUCAGCCGUUCAGUUUAAAAAAACAUAACCCAAUUCCUCCACCCAAAAAACAUUACAAAGUAUCUCCCCUCACCCUCCAACCCUAACUUUCUUCCCCAAAACAUAAUCCAAUUCCUCUGCAUUGAAUGGUUGAGGCUGUGUCUCCGAGCUAGAUUAUCAGCUGCUCUCAGCAGUGGUACUACACUUGUGCUCAGAACCCCUGAUCUAGGGAGGGAGAAGUGUCUUAGAUUCUCACUCCUAUCUGCUACCUACCACAGAUAAGGACAGAAGCUGUGUCGGCUUCAGAGUCACAAAUACUGGAUAACUGCUUGGAUGAAGAAACUGUUCUUAGGGAAUCUCUUAUCUUGGGGAGAGGGGAGAAAAAUUUGGAAUGAAGUGAAUUGAUGCAAAUUGGCAGCAAUUUGUUUAAAGCUACUUGUUGGAUAUAACAGCAGCACUGUCCUUGGUUGCUGCAUGUUAUUACUUAUUUUUAGUUGGUUCUUCUCUAACUUUGUCUUUCAGAUGAAAUGUUAAACUGAAGCCCCAUUUUCCCUCUCAGGUGGAUGUAAAAGUUCCCACGGCACUACUUUGAAGAUGAGCAGAGGAGUUAUCCUGGCCAAUAAUUAUCCCUCAACCAAAACCAAUCAUUUUAUGAUCAUUUAUUUCUUUGCUGUUUUAUGAGUCUUUAUGCAAAUCGGUUGCUGUGUUUCCUACAUUACAACAAAAGCACUUCAUUUAAUGUAAAUAUCUUUGGGAGAUGCUGAAAUCAUGAAAGGUUCUGUAUAUAUUCAAGCCUUUUUCCUACUUGUGUAACAUUUCUAGUCUAAAUUGUACAGUAAGCUUUGAGCAAGCAAAUAGACUGAUGCCAGACUUCAACACAAUGUAAAAUUUGGUACAAUUUAAAAUGCUGCAUAUUUAGGUGUGGCUGCUCUGGUGUAGAGAAUCAGCAGAAUCAAUUUUAGGACUUAACAUUAGUUUGAAAGCAUGAUAUUCUGAUUUGGGACUAUGGCCUGCAAUCUUUUUGUACUUAUGUCCUCAUUACCCCAUUGCUGAUAUGAGUGACCUCCCACCCCACCUGUGUGCUGGUUAUAGAUCUCUGUGCUCCCUGUUCCCGCAUUGCUGCUAUAGUUCUCUACUUCUUUGCACUGCUUCCCUCAUCGCUGUAUAGAUCUUGUAUUAAUACCCAUCAUUAGAUGGGAAAUAGAAGGGAGGCGAGGGGAGAUUGGAGCAUGUUACCUUGAAAUAACAAUUAAAAAUUGUUAAAAGACAAGAAUUGAA
Messenger RNA from Carcharodon carcharias (great white shark), 2715 nucleotides. It is a transcript of the gene yipf3, whose product is annotated as Yip1 domain family, member 3. Gene Ontology annotation, cellular component: Golgi apparatus. The transcript is spliced from 9 exons. The record is from RefSeq and is a predicted model, not a curated record. Bases 74 to 1072 code for a protein of 332 amino acids. Lineage: Eukaryota; Metazoa; Chordata; Chondrichthyes; Lamniformes; Lamnidae.